AUGGAACGGCAGCCGCCACCGCCGCUGAUCACAAUGGAGACGAUGCUGCACCAGAUGGCGAGUCACGGCAUGGGCGCGGAGAUGGUGAACCCCGCCAUGGACCUCAUGUACGACCUCCUGCACAGCUUUCUCCCCUGCCCGUCCGUCUCCGCCGCCUCCUCCCUCUCCGCCGACUGCUCGCCCCCCGGAGGCGGCUCCGAGGACCGCCUUAGCGCCCUCCCGGACGCGAUCCUCCGCAACGUCGUCUCGCGCCUCCCCGCCAAGGACGCCGCCCGCACCGCCGUGCUCUCCUCGCGCUGGCGCCCGCUCUGGCGCUCCGCGCCGCUCGCUCUCGUCGACGCCCACCUCCUCCAAUCGGCCGGCGGCGAGGACUCACCCCACCACGCAGGCACCGGCUCCGUCACCGCCGCGGUGUCCCGCGUCCUGGAGGCCCACCGGGGCCCCUUCCGCUGCGUCAACCUCACCCGCAUCUCCAUGGGCGCGCACCGCGCCGAGCUCGCGCUCUGGCUCGACCUCCUCGCCGUCAAGGGCGUCGAGGAGUUCGUCUUCGUUAACCGCCCCUGGCCGCUCGACUUUCCCCUCCCCACCACGAUCUUCAGCCUUGCCUCCGUCAAGCGUCUCUACCUCGGGGCUUGGGGGUUCCCUAACACCUCGGCUCUCCCGCGCGGCAAGGCGUUCCCCCACCUGCUUGAGCUCGGCCUCGGCUGCAUCGCCAUGGAGGACAGGGACCUCAACUUCCUCCUCGCCAGGAGCCCCGUCCUGCAGACCCUUGUGGUCUACGCGAGCCAGAAGUAUGUGAACCUCCGCAUCAUCAGCCGCAGCCUGCGGUGUGUGCAGCUGUGCAUGUGCAUUGUCCAUGACGUCUCCGUGGUGGACGCUCAGCGUCUGGAGCGGCUCUUCCUGUGGGAGGCGACAAGCGAUGAGAAAGUUGGCACCAGGGUCAAGUUCGGCCAUGCGCCCAAGCUGCGAUUUGUGGGAUACUUGAUGCCUGGACUACAUGUUCUUGAAGUUGGUAACACCAUCAUCAAGGCUGAGACCAGGGCAAGCCCAAGAACCAUCGUCCCAAGUGUCAAGACAUUGGCCUUGAAUGUGCAUUUUGGAGUUCGCAGUGAAGCCAAGAUGAUUCCCUGCUUCCUCAGAUGCUUUCCCAACAUAGAGACACUGCAUAUCAAGUCUGAGGAAACUGAUCAACCAGCUGGUAAGCUCAAUCAGAAAUUCUGGAAGGAGACCAGCGGCAUCGAAUGCGUGCAGUCACACAUCAGGGAGAUGGUUUUCCAUGAGUGUCGUGGGGAGCGUAGCGAGCUUGCCUUCCUGAAGUUCAUCCUGGAGAAUGCGCAGGUGCUGCGGGAGGUGGUCAUUUUGUUUGUCAAAGGUAGUCUCUCUUCAGGGGACAAUGCAGCUGCCAAACUGAAUAAGGAUCUAUCAUCUGUGAAAAAGGCCAGUGAAAAUUGUAGACUGGUGAUCUUGGAGAGCAGUAUCUCUCGGGGUGGUACUUGUUGGAGCUGCAAAGUAGCAUCUGAUUUUGAUGUUGCUGACCCUUUUUAUUGCUGCUGCUGAACCCAGCACGAGCUGUAUGUCUCAUGGUCCAAGCUAUCUUUGUCUGCAAGUAUUGUGUUCUGUUCCAAGUAACUGCUUUCAGACUGUUGGCAUGUAUUUUUUCUGAAGAUAGUGCAGGUUCCUAGUAGUAGCACAUGUAGCAUGAGAAGCUUAGUGUUGAAGUUUCGCAGGACUGAGACUAUUUUGAUG
Molecule: messenger RNA, 1746 nt
Organism: Panicum hallii
Lineage: Eukaryota; Viridiplantae; Streptophyta; Magnoliopsida; Poales; Poaceae
Product: F-box/FBD/LRR-repeat protein At5g22660-like
Exons: 3
Coding region: 1-1557 (518 amino acids)
Molecular function (GO): protein binding
Source: RefSeq, a predicted model, not a curated record